Pteropus alecto (black flying fox) is the source of this 4906-nucleotide messenger RNA. It is a transcript of the gene AXIN1, whose product is annotated as axin 1. Gene Ontology annotation, biological process: negative regulation of canonical Wnt signaling pathway. The transcript is spliced from 10 exons. The record is from RefSeq and is a predicted model, not a curated record. Bases 1526 to 4129 code for a protein of 867 amino acids. Lineage: Eukaryota; Metazoa; Chordata; Mammalia; Chiroptera; Pteropodidae.
AUGUCAUUUGGUGCACAGAAUUGUAACCCAACCUCCAUCUCUGGUUGCUUCUCACCUUCUAGCUAUCGGCAGCUGUUGACAAGUGAAGUUGUAUGCAGUGUGAGAAUGCAGGUGUGGGAGGUGGAUUACAUGUAGGCCAGGGCCUAGAGCGUGGAGUGGUGGCCAGGGAGAGCUACCUUUUGCACUGGUAUCAGAUUUUAGGAUUUUAGUUUGCUUCUUCUGGCUUAUGCAGUGCUCCAGGCAUUUUGGACCUGACAUGCUCCUCUCCAGCCCACUUCUAGGCAGACCAUUUACAUCAUGGCAGGCUGUGUUGCAGUCACCCCUUUGGCCAGGUUGGGAGGCAUAGCCUGAGCUUGUGGGCUCUGAUAUCCUGUAGGAUGUGGCAGAGAGGACUGAAGACCAUGGCAGAGUCCCAAUCCAGGACAGUCUUCCCUGAUACCCAAGGGACGCUUGUAGUAGCAGCAACAACAAAAUUGAUGGUUCCCUGACCUGUAAGAGGGUGGGUGAUUUGGUUUGUAGCUUACAGAGUUAAAUCAUGUGAGCUGUAUGCAUCCUUAGCUAAAACGUAUAAUUGCGUUUGUCGAAUUUCAUUUUUUUUCAUACUUUCUGUAUUCCUCAGUAUGCAGUUGCCAUUUGCUAUCCGAAGGGCACUUUCCAUAUACACAGGGUUUUAAAGGUCAAGUGCAGCUUUCUGAUGGGAGCAUUUUUAAGAUUGUCCAUAUUCAUGGUAUGAGAAGGCUCCUGUGUGUGUGCAUGUGGGUGGUGUCCUUUGAUCACUUGCUUGAAGAUCCUGAAGGUGACCCACAAUUAAUUGCUCUUUUGAAAGUUAGAGAAACAACUCACUAUGCAUUUGCUAAUGUGAGACACACAGAGUGUGAAGUGGUGGGGUAGGCAGAAGGCAAGUGGCUGUGGGGAGUAGAUACGGUCACCCAUCUAAUAUGUUGUCCCUUCCAUGUUUGAGUAUCACAGCAACCCUGCAGAGCAGGUGGGGUGGUCAUCCUCAUCUCACUUGUGAGGGAUCGGCUCUCACUCAAGUUUGUACAACUAGGAGGACUAGAAGCACCUUUCUUUCCUCCAGUCCUGCCUUCCUGGAGCUUGCAGAAAAAGACUGGUCACUCAGCUCUGUAGCUGAGAUUAGAGGUCCCCAAGUUGCUGGUCUAUGCGAUGUUUUCACAGAAUGACAGUUGAGGGGAGUGGUGCUCUCUGUGUUCUGGGCAUUCAUUUCUUGAGACCAGAGGCAUUCCUAUAGUUAUAAAGGUUCCCAGAAAUUGUUUUAAUAUAGCACAAACCUUGUGAUGAAAGAUUGAAAAUUUAAACUGCAUUUUUCUGGCAUUGAGUUCACGCGGGAGGGCAUCGUUGCGAGUCUUGUCUUGAGAAAACCUCUGUGGUCGUGUUUCCAUGGACCCACCUUUCCUAAUCCUUGUCCUCUUAAUGGUUUCAACAGGACAGAUUGAUUCACUUUGGAGCUAUAAGUACUGAUGUAUUAGGGUGCAGCGCUCAUUGUUCAUUGACGCAGAGUCUCAAAAUGAAUAUUCAAGAGCAGGGUUUCCCUUUGGACCUCGGAGCAAGUUUCACCGAAGAUGCCCCCAGACCCCCAGUGCCUGGUGAGGAGGGUGAACUGGUGUCCACAGACCCCAGGCCCGUCAACCACAGCUUCUGCUCUGGGAAAGGUGUUGGGAUUAAAGGUGAGACUUCAACAGCCACUCCAAGGCGCUCAGAUCUGGACCUGGGGUACGAGCCUGAGGGCAGCGCUUCACCCACCCCACCGUACUUGAAGUGGGCUGAGUCGUUGCACUCCUUACUAGAUGAUCAAGACGGGAUAAACUUGUUUAGGACUUUCCUGAAGCAGGAGGACUGUGCGGACCUGCUGGACUUCUGGUUUGCCUGCAGCGGCUUCAGGAAACUGGAGCCCUGUGACUCAAAUGAGGAGAAGAGGCUAAAGUUGGCCAAAGCUAUUUACCGAAAGUACAUCCUUGAUAACAAUGGCAUCGUGUCUAGGCAAACCAAGCCAGCCACCAAGAGUUUCAUAAAGGACUGCAUCAUGAAGCAGCUGAUCGAUCCUGCCAUGUUUGACCAGGCCCAAACAGAAAUCCAGUCCACCAUGGAGGAGAACACCUACCCCUCAUUCCUCAAGUCUGAUAUUUAUUUGGAGUACACGAGGACAGGCUCGGAGAGCCCGAAGCUCUGUAGUGACCAGAGCUCUGGGUCAGGGACAGGGAAGGGCAUACCUGGAUACCUGCCCACUUUGAACGAAGAUGAGGAAUGGAAAUGUGACCAAGACGUAGAUGAAGACGAUGGCAGAGACCCUGCUCCCCCUGGCAGGCUCACACAAAAGCUGCUUCUGGAGACAGCCGCCCCACGGGCCUCCUCAAGUAGACGGUACAGCGAAGGCAGAGAAUUCAGGUAUGGGCCGUGGCGGGAGCCCGUCAAUCCCUACUACGUCAACUCUGGCUAUGCCCUCGCCCCGGCCACUAGCACCAAUGACAGUGAGCAGCAGAGCCUGUCCAGUGAUGCCGACAGCCUGUCCCUUACCGACAGCAGCGUGGAUGGAAUCCCACCGUACAGGAUCCGCAAGCAGCACCGCCGGGAGAUGCAGGAGAACGUCCAGGUCAACGGGCGGGUGCCUCUACCUCACAUUCCUCGUACUUACCGAAUGCCAAAGGAAAUCCGUGUGGAGCCCCAGAAGUUUGCCGCGGAGCUCAUCCACCGCCUGGAGGCCGUGCAGCGGACGCGGGAGGCCGAGGAGAAGCUGGAGGAGCGGCUGAAGCGUGUGCGGAUGGAGGAAGAAGGUGAGGAUGGCGAUGUUUCUUCUGCCCCGCCAGGGGCCAGUCACAAACUGCCUUCAGCCCCGGCCUGGCACCACUUCCCACCCCGCUAUUCAGAUGUGGGCUGUGUGGGGCUGCGGGAUGCGCAUGAGGAGAACCCUGAGAGUAUCCUGGAUGAACAUGUGCAACGGGUCAUGAGGACUCCCGGCUGCCAGUCACCAGGGCCAGGCCACCGAUCCCCUGACAGCGCGCACAUGCCCAAAAUUUCAGGGGUGCUGGGGGGCACAGCCCUGGGGCAUGGUAAGCAUGCACCCAAGUCAGGGGUGAAGCUCGAGGCAGCCGGCCUGCACAUUCACAGGCACAGCCACCACCAUAGCCACCACGGUGUGGCCAGGCCCAAGGAGCAGGCUGAGACCGAGGCUGCCCGCCGGGUCCAGAGCAGCUUCGCUUGGGGUCUAGAGCUGCACAGCCAUGUGGCCAAGCCCCGAAGCCACUUGGAGAGUGUGGGCGCUGCCCCCAAUGCCAGCGACAGCCUGGCCUACAGCGGGAAGGCCGGCACGACUUCCAAAAGAAAUGCUAAGAAAGCCGAGUCUGGGAAGAGUGCCAGCACCGAGGUGCCAGGCUCCUCAGAGGAUGCAGAGAAGAAUCAGAAGAUCAUGCAGUGGAUCAUUGAGGGGGAGAAAGAGAUCAGUAGGCACAGGAAAGCCGGCCACGGGUCUUCUGGGGUGAAGAAACAGCAGGCCCACGAGAGCUCCAGGCCCUUGUCCAUUGAGCGUCCUGGGGCUGUACACCCCUGGGUCAGCGCUCAGCUCCGGAACUCCGUCCAGCCCUCUCAUCUCUUCAUUCAAGACCCCACAAUGCCACCCAACCCAGCCCCCAACCCUCUGACCCAGCUGGAGGAGGCCCGAAGGCGUCUGGAGGAGGAAGAGAAGAGAGCCAGCAAGUUGCCCUCGAAGCAGAGGUAUGUGCAGGAGGUCAUCCAGCGGGGGCGCUCCUGCAUCAGGCCGGCGUGCACGCCCGUGCUGAGCGUGGUGCCAGCGGUGUCCGACAUGGAGCUCUCCGAGACAGAGACAAAAUCACAGAGGAAGGCGGGCAGUGGGAGCACCCAGCCUUGCGAUAGCAUCGUUGUGGCCUACUACUUCUGUGGGGAGCCCAUCCCCUACCGGACCCUGGUGAGGGGCCGUGCGGUCACCCUGGGCCAGUUCAAGGAGCUGCUGACCAAGAAAGGCAACUAUAGAUACUACUUUAAGAAAGUGAGUGACGAGUUUGACUGUGGAGUGGUGUUUGAGGAGGUUCGGGAAGACGAGGCCGUCCUGCCUGUCUUCGAGGAGAAGAUCAUCGGCAAGGUGGAGAAGGUGGACUGAUGGACAGGCCUGGCCUCUGCAUCAGGCUGGGCCCUUGUUAGUGGUGGUGGGAGAAGCCACACUGAGAGCCUGGAAGGGCUGUGGCAUGUCAGGUGCUCUCACAUGUGUGCAGACACACAGCUCCUGGUGUCAGGCUGGGGCUGCUACCCACCCCUUUGGUCCAUCUGUGUCCAAGUGAGCGGGGAUCCUGCUGAGUGGUCCCACAGGCGUCUGUCCUGCUGCUGGUGAGGAGGGGCCCCAUCCACUCCUCCACAGCAAUACUCAGAGUUCCCCCAUGCAGAGAGCCCACGAUGGGGCUGCCUUGAUGACCCUCCCCAGUGGCCCCCUGCUGCUAACUAUGGGCCAUCCCCCACCCCCGCACCCGCCCACUGCCUGUCUGCCGGGCACUGAUACCACAGGCUCUGCUUCUUCCUCCUGGACUCACCCACUAUGCCCUGCCCUGGUCAGGACCAGCCCAGGCCCAGGGUACAGGGGGCCCUAGGGGGCCUUUAAAUUGUACAUGUCACCGAGUGCCUUCAACACAGCUUGUCUCUUGCCUGCCACUGUGUGGAUCCGGUGACGGGGCACCUCGUUGUCCCCUCUCCAUCCUCAGUUUCCACAGCGCUGGCUCAGCGGGUCCUGGGCCCCUCCUUUCUAAGGGCCCAUGUAAAUAUGUACAUUUCUCAGGCUAGGGCCAGCAGGGGGCUGCCCUGAGCCCAUUUUUCAUGCGCUGACUUGUACAAUUAUCUUUUCAAAGGUACUUGGAUAAUAAUGAAAUAAAACCGUUUUUGAACCUUC